UUUUUCUAGCGAGAUUUGCAUAAAAACCCUGAAGGCUGGCAUACUGAGGAUAGUAACGAUUCUUCAUUCGAACCAAACACACAUCCAACGAACACGAUGACAACGAACCGAUCCACCAGACUUCUGGUGUUGCUAGUGUUGACCGCCCUGGUGGCCAGCCAUCAGGCGCAUGCCGCCGCCGUGGGACUCAAGUGCGGUGGCAAGAGCGCCGUCUGCGUGGGACCACUCUCCUAUCAGCAGUGCGUUGAUGACCUGACCUCCGGUCCGGUGGUGCCAUGCGCAUUGAACACCCGCUGUGUCACCGAUGGCCUCGAGAUCUGUGUGCCGGUCAAGUCGGCCGCUGAGGCGCCCACGGCGGCUGUCGCCAAGAUGGUGACCAUCACCGACAGUCCCGUUGUGAGCGAGUCGGCUCCACUUGUGGAUUCCACCACCAGCGGCUCCGGCGUAGAGAUCUCCACCGAGGGUGCUCCAACCAGCGCUGUUCCAACUAAGCCAUCUACUCCGGUUGAGACCACUCAGGCACCGGUAGAGACCACUCAGGCUCCGGUUGAGACCACUCAGGCUCCGGUUGAGACUACCCAGAUUCCGGUUGAGACCACGCAGAUUCCGGUUGAGACUACCCAGAUUCCGAUUGAGACCACGCAGAUUCCGGUUGAGACUACUCUGGCUCCGCUUGAAACCACACAAGCUCCCGGCGAGACAACUACAGCAGCCAUUGAAGAGACUACCACUGGGUCGGAAGCACCACUGGAUCCGGAAUCGACGGUGCCCAGCGAUACCACUCCCGUUGACUCCACAUUGGCACCCGGAUCGGAAGGCACUUACCCAACCAUUGAACCCAACACACCAGGAGAAGAUCCCAACGCUCCUGCGGGAACUACUCUUGCUCCUGGCGAAGUCGAUCCCAACAGCCCCAUCGACCCCAAUUCCCCUCUGGACCCGAACGCACCAGAAGAAUCUACUAACGAACCCAGCGCAGCUCCUGGCACCCCGGCUGAUGUAACCACUGCCGCUCCUGGCACCCCAGCCGAUGGAUCUUCUGCCGCUCCUGGCACCCCAGCCGAUGGAUCUUCUGCUGCUCCUGGUUCUCCUGCUGAUGUCACUACAGCCGCUCCUGGUGCUCCAGCCGAUGGAUCAUCUGCCGCUCCUGGUUCUCCAGCUGAAGGAUCUUCCGCUGCUCCUGGAUCUCCUGCUGAUGUCACUACAGCCGCUCCUGGUGCUCCAGCCGAUGGAUCAUCUGCCGCUCCUGGUUCUCCAGCUGAAGGAUCUUCCGCUGCUCCUGGUUCUCCUGCUGAUGUCACUACAGCCGCUCCUGGUGCUCCAGCCGAUGGAUCAUCUGCCGCUCCUGGUUCUCCAGCUGAAGGAUCUUCCGCUGCUCCUGGAUCUCCUGCUGAAGUCACUACUGCCGCUCCUGGCGCUCCAGCUGAUGGAUCAUCUGCCGCUCCUGGUUCUCCAGCCGAUGGAUCUUCUGCCGCUCCUGGUUCUCCAGCUGAUGUCACUACUGCCGCUCCAGCCGAUGGAUCUUCUGCCGCUCCUGGUGCUCCAGCCGAUGGAUCUUCUGCCGCUCCUGGUUCUCCAGCGGAAGGAUCUUCCGCUGCUCCUGGUUCUCCAGCUGAUGUCACUACUGCCGCUCCUGGUGCUCCAGCCGAUGGAUCUUCUGCCGCUCCUGGUUCUCCAGCCGAUGGAUCUUCUGCCGCUCCUGGUUCUCCAGCUGAUGUCACUACUGCCGCUCCUGGUGCUCCAGCCGAUGGAUCUUCUGCCGCUCCUGGUUCUCCAGCCGAUGGAUCUUCUGCUGCUCCUGGUUCUCCUGCUGAUGUCACUACAGCCGCUCCUGGUGCUCCAGCCGAUGGAUCAUCUGCCGCUCCUGGUUCUCCAGCUGAAGGAUCUUCCGCUGCUCCUGGAUCUCCUGCUGAUGUCACCACUGCCGGUCCUGGCGCUCCAGCUGAUGGAUCAUCUGCCGCUCCUGGCGCUCCAGCUGAUGGAUCAUCUGCCGCUCCUGGCGCUCCAGCUGAUGGAUCAUCUGCCGCUCCUGGUUCUCCAGCUGAAGGAUCUUCCGCUGCUCCUGGAUCUCCUGCUGAUGUCACCACUGCCGCUCCUGGCGCUCCAGCUGAUGGAUCAUCUGCCGCUCCUGGUUCUCCAGCUGAAGGAUCUUCCGCUGCUCCUGGCUCUCCUGCUGAUGUCACCACUGCCGCUCCUGGCGCUCCAGCUGAUGGAUCAUCUGCCGCUCCUGGUUCUCCAGCCGAUGGAUCUUCUGCCGCUCCUGGUUCUCCAGCUGAAGGAUCUUCCGCUGCUCCUGGCUCUCCUGCUGAUGUCACCACUGCCGCUCCUGGCGCUCCAGCUGAUGGAUCAUCUGCCGCUCCUGGUUCUCCAGCUGAAGGAUCUUCCGCUGCUCCUGGCUCUCCUGCUGAUGUCACCACUGCCGCUCCUGGUUCUCCAGCUGAUGGAUCAUCUGCCGCUCCUGGCGCUCCAGCUGAUGGAUCAUCUGCCGCUCCUGGUUCUCCAGCUGAAGGAUCUUCCGCUGCUCCUGGCUCUCCUGCUGAUGUCACCACUGCCGCUCCUGGCGCUCCAGCUGAUGGAUCAUCUGCCGCUCCUGGUUCUCCAGCCGAUGGAUCUUCUGCCGCUCCUGGUUCUCCUGCUGAUGUCACUACUGCCGCUCCUGGUGCUCCAGCCGAUGGAUCUUCUGCCGCUCCUGGUUCUCCAGCUGAAGGAUCUUCCGCUGCUCCUGGCUCUCCUGCUGAUGUCACCACUGCCGCUCCUGGCGCUCCAGCUGAUGGAUCAUCUGCCGCUCCUGGUUCUCCAGCCGAUGGAUCUUCUGCCGCUCCUGGUUCUCCUGCUGAUGUCACUACUGCCGCUCCUGGUGCUCCAGCCGAUGGAUCUUCUGCCGCUCCUGGUUCUCCAGCUGAAGGAUCUUCCGCUGCUCCUGGCUCUCCUGCUGAUGUCACCACUGCCGCUCCUGGCGCUCCAGCUGAUGGAUCAUCAGCCGCUCCUGGUUCUCCAGCCGAUGGAUCUUCUGCCGCUCCUGGUUCUCCUGCUGAUGUCACUACUGCCGCUCCUGGUGCUCCAGCCGAUGGAUCUUCUGCCGCUCCUGGUUCUCCAGCUGAAGGAUCUUCCGCUGCUCCUGGUUCUCCUGCUGAUGUCACUACUGCCGCUCCUGGCGCUCCAGCUGAUGGAUCAUCUGCCGCUCCUGGUUCUCCAGCUGAAGGAUCUUCCGCUGCUCCUGGCUAUCCUGCUGAUGUCACCACUGCCGCUCCUGGCGCUCCAGCUGAUGGAUCAUCUGCCGCUCCUGGUUCUCCAGCUGAAGGAUCUUCCGCUGCUCCUGGCUCUCCUGCUGAUGUCACCACUGCCGCUCCUGGCGCUCCAGCUGAUGGAUCAUCUGCCGCUCCUGGUUCUCCAGCUGAAGGAUCUUCCGCUGCUCCUGGCUCUCCUGCUGAUUUCACCACGGCCGGUCCUGGUUCUCCUGCUGAAGGAUCCCCUCCCGCUGGAGGAGCCCCUGCUGAUCCGAAUGUCCCUGCUGGUGGAGCCCCUGCUGAUUCCAAUGUCCCCGCUGGUGGAGCCCCUGCUGGUUCCAAUGUCCCCGCUGGUGGAGCCCCUGCUGAUUCCAAUGCCCCCGCUGGUGGAGCCCCUGCUGAUUCCAAUGCCCCUGCUGGAGGAGCCCCUGCUGGUUCCAAUGUCCCCGCUGGCGGAGCUCCUGCUGAUGCCAAUGCUCCCGCUGGUAGAUCCCCUGGAUCAUCUGCUCCGGUACCAAAUCCGCCAGCUAGCUCAGUUGUACCAUCGAUUCCUGUACUUCCUGGCGGAUCUGGCUCUUGGCCUUGGCAUCCUCGACCGAACAUUCCAGUCUUGCCACCAACCUGGAGGCCUCCGCUGCCUGGACAAAAUGGCUCAGGUGCUCCUGGCAGUGGGCUAAUCAAUGGCAGCGUCAACCCGCCCCAACGCCCCCAUCCCUUCUGGCCCAACUGGCAAAACUGGGUGAACAGCUGGCGACCAACAAAGCCAGUUCCUAGCACCGAGGCUCCUGUCCAACCGCAGAAUCCUCAGCAGCCGCAGCAACCCCAAAACCCACAGCAGCCCCAGCAACCGCAGAAUCCUCAACAGCCUGGAAACAACAAUCCUGAGACCGCCGAAAGCGUAGAGCAAGCUGCUCCAGUACCACCAGCCAAUGGACCAGCGUCCAACGAGAAUGCCUCCGUUGAGGAGAGCAACAAAGCUUCCAGCGAGAAGUCGAAGGACAAGCCAAAGUCCGGUGAGGAUCAGUCCAAGGAGCAGGAACAGAAGAAGCCCAGCUCUGAGGAGAAAGAGAAGGACAGCAAGGAGAAGAACGACAAGGAGAAGAACGACAAGGACAGCAAGGAGAAAAAGGACAACGAUAGCAAGGACAAGAAGGACAAGUCCAAGGAGGAGAAGGACAACGAGUCCCAGAAGGACAACGAAGGCGACGACGAGCCGAGCUCCAAGGAGAAGAAGCAAUACGUGAAGGACCUGAUCAAGAAGCUAAAGAAGGGUGAAGAGUGCGACGAGGACGACGUCUAUCCGGAUGUCCGGGAUUGCCGCAAAUACUACCGCUGCGAGGUCAAGAAGUCCGGCAAGCACAAGUUCGCCCACCUGCGCUGCGACAAGAAGGAGCGAUUCGACUGGCUUACCCAGUCGUGUGUGCCCAAGGACGAGGCCCGCUGUCUGGAGAAAUAGAACUGGCUCUCCAUAUUCGUUUGAUAUGCCGCUUCGCAAUGAUAACGCCACAAUCAACUGCACUUUAAUAUUGGCAAUGAUAUUCUAACUCCAUUUCCUUGGUCCUACCUAAUUUAUUGCACUUAAACUUAAAUAUCUAUCAUUUUUUUUGUUUUCCCUAUUAAAUCUUGAACUUUAUGAAAAUCUGGCAAAUCGGUUGUUUCCU
Messenger RNA from Drosophila simulans, 4888 nucleotides. Its product is annotated as collagen alpha-1(I) chain. Gene Ontology annotation, cellular component: extracellular region. Gene Ontology annotation, molecular function: chitin binding. The transcript has 2 exons. Lineage: Eukaryota; Metazoa; Arthropoda; Insecta; Diptera; Drosophilidae. The record is from RefSeq and is a predicted model, not a curated record. The coding region runs from base 97 to 4683 and encodes 1528 amino acids.